AUGGAGCUUUCACUCGACGACAUCUUGUACUCGGGCGGUGACAACACCGAACUGGCCAUUCCGUACGACGACGUUGAUGAUCUUGCCCCUCAAUCACGCAGCUCCUCAAACUCACUCGCAGGCGCCAACAGCCAUAUCGACGCGCUCUCGCACACCUCAAACCCCAGCAGCGGGCUCGAUCUUCCCAGUCCGGGCUUCCCGAAUGCUCAGAUCGACUGGCAUUCCGACUUUCAGCAGGCCAGGGCCGUGACCGGUCCUCCCGCGGAUGACUUCUCAUUUCUUAAUCAGCCCGCCCUCGACUGGGGUAAUCCACCACCUCUACCAACCAAUAAUGACCCGAUCAAAACGCCAAUGACUACAAUUGAUGAGUUCUUCAUCAAGAAUGGUGCAUCUCGGCCUCCCGCGCCUUGCACAAACUGUCGCCGACGACGACUCCAAUGCCUCAUCCUUCACACCACCGUCGACAAUCCCAACCCUACCAAGUCAUGCUCCAGCUGUGUCGCCCUGUUCCGCGAGUGCAGUCUCUCUGGGCGUCAGAAGCGGGAACCUUCAGCCUUUGAGACGUCUGAACCAGUCAUCGGUCAUCUUCACGGCGUGAGUGAGGACAACAUUCUGGGUGUGCCGACAACGAUCCAGGAAGGCCAAGGUGGCCAGUCACAACCUCAAGAGCUUUCACUUUCUGCAUUGUCCGGCAAAAGGGCGAAUACGCGAUCUGUGCGAAAGACGCGAGUGCUCAGAAACUGGUUCAUCUCCCAUAUUGACCAUCCCUAUCCAUCCGAGGAAGAAAAGGUCAGUCUCGCCCAGCAAUCCGGACUCAGUCGGAGCCAAGUAGUCAACUGGUUCGCCAACACGAGGCGUCGACACCGACUAUCGUCAGCCUACUCUAAAUCUCCAGGUCGCGGUCGCCAAGGAUUUGCACCGGGAUCACCCAUGCCUCACUACCUCCGCAAGAACAUGUCGCCUAUGGAUCGCUGGCGCAACUCACCUCCUGAAGAGGAAGGGGCCUCCGCAUCCGCCAUCCAGGACGCUCUCUCUGCUCAAUCCAGCGCUCACAGCUCAUUCGAGGGCUACGACUUGGGGAUAUUUGAUGUUCCCGGUUCGUCUGUAAGCAACGAAUCGCUCUGGCAGUCUGCCUUUCAAGAGGCUUCAUCAAACUCGGCGUCUUCAUGUUAUUCGUUUCGCUCAAGGGAAAACACUUUUCUGUCUCACUCUGCCAACAGCUCAGCGGGCGAAGGCCCUUCCAUGUCACGACCUACAUCAUCGAGGUCAAAAAGCAAGAAGUUUGUGGGCUUCCAAUGCACGUUUUGUCGACAGAGCUUCAAGAAAAAGUACGACUGGGUGCGACACGAGAGAUCCAUUCACCUCCCCGGUCUCGACGCGUGGAUCUGUUCGCUUCCCGUCUCUCCCGAUCAGUCGUUCCUCGUUUGGCGGGUCAACGAGAGCGGCCCGCAAUGCCUCUUCUGUGGCGACGACUCACCAAGCGACGAACACAUCCAGGCACACGAGUUCGAUACCUGCGCUGAGAGACCAGUCUCGGAGCGCAAGUUUACGCGCAAAGAUCACCUCUGGCAGCAUCUACACAAGUUCCACGGCUGCCGCAAAUGGGACGGGUGGAAGCCGGACCUGAGCCUUCUCCAGCACCGCCAAGAUGCGAUCAGGAGCAAGUGCGGCUUCUGCCAGGUGAUGAUGGACAGCUGGGAGGAACGGGCGGAUCACCUGGCGUCGCACUUCCGGUCGGGGUUGACGAUGGAGCACUGGGUCGGCGGGUCAGGGAUACAUGAUCCCGGGGAUAUGGAUAUCGAAGAGCGGCCUGUGACGUGA
Fusarium vanettenii 77-13-4 is the source of this 1821-nucleotide messenger RNA. RefSeq lists its product as uncharacterized. The transcript has a single exon. The coding region runs from base 1 to 1821 and encodes 606 amino acids. The record is from RefSeq and is a predicted model, not a curated record. Gene Ontology annotation, molecular function: DNA binding; zinc ion binding; DNA-binding transcription factor activity, RNA polymerase II-specific. NCBI's taxonomy places the organism in Eukaryota, Fungi, Ascomycota, Sordariomycetes, Hypocreales, Nectriaceae. Gene Ontology annotation, biological process: regulation of DNA-templated transcription.